UCUUGCCGCUGCUCCACAUGUCAACAAGCGGCUCACCGCGGACCUGACAUCACAGCUCCGGUUCAGCCCGUGACACGCACUGACUCCGACUGUGGGACACUUGGGUCCGAGUUGGUCUUUACAGCGGUUGAUAUAUAAGACAUCAGCAGAAAUGCAGGCCUUUUUGAAAGGAGCAACUGUUCAAACUACCAGACCCCAGAAAGACAAGUCGGCAGCGGGGCUCAGUACAGAGAAGAAAGCCAAGGCUAUUCCAUGGGUAGAAAAAUACAGGCCUAAGUCUGUUGAUGAGGUGGCCUAUCAGGACGAGGUGGUGGCAGUGCUUAAGAAAUCUCUGGAAGGAGCUGAUCUUCCCAACUUACUGUUCUAUGGUCCUCCUGGAACAGGAAAGACCUCAACCAUCCUAGCUGCUGCCAGGGAACUAUAUGGUCCUGUGCUAUACAGACAGAGGGUGUUGGAGCUCAAUGCCUCAGAUGAGCGAGGCAUCCAGGUUGUCAGAGAGAAGGUUAAGAACUUCGCUCAGCUCACUGUGGCUGGGACCCGCCAAGAUGGGAAGCCAUGUCCUCCUUUUAAAAUAAUCAUCCUGGACGAAGCAGACUCCAUGACAGCACCAGCUCAGGCCGCUCUCAGACGAACCAUGGAGAAGCAAUCGCGCACCACCCGCUUCUGUCUCAUCUGUAACUACAUCAGCAGGAUUAUUGAGCCUUUGACGUCCAGAUGUUCCAAGUUUCGCUUCAAACCUUUAGCCAAUCAGAUACAAGAAGAACGCCUGCUAGCUAUCUGUGACAAGGAGAACCUCAAGUACACUAAACAGAGCAUAGAAGCAUUGGUGAGGGUGUCUGAGGGAGACCUGCGGAAAGCCAUCACCUUCCUCCAGAGCGCUGCACGCCUCGGCGUCGACAAAGAGAUCACAGAGAAGGCUAUCACUGACAUAGCUGGGGUCGUUCCUCCAAAGAUGAUCGACAACUUGCUCCAGAUUUGCUUCAAAGGAACAUUUGAGAAACUAGAGAUUGCUGUCAGGGACAUGGUGGAUGAAGGCUACGCAGCCACAACGAUUCUGAGUCAGCUCCAUGAGUCGAUCAUAGAACAGGACUUGAACGACAAGCAGAAGUCGGCCAUAACAGAGAAGAUGGCGGUUGUGAGUAAGUGCCUGUCAGAUGGUGCAGAUGAGUACCUGCAGAUGUUGAGUCUCUGUUCAGUCAUCAUGCAGCAGUCCUCCCAGAACAACUAAAGCUCCACAAGUCAGCAUCCGCUGCCCAGGAACUGCGCUGCCGCCUGCUUCAAACAAGACUAACAGCCUCACUGAGACAUAAGCGCUUCACAGACUGGACUCGGCUCGUUUAAUUUGAGACAUUACUCCAACCGGUGGAUACCAGAUGAUGGUGUCAGAGUUGCCUGUCACUACUUCCAUUCUACUUCCUGUCUCCCUUUACUCUAUAGUGAGCACUUCAAACGGCACAGCUGGAUGAACCUGCUGUUACUGAUGAACCACCAUUCAGAUGUUUCUCUAUUCCACUUAAUUCUUGCAACUCUCCAAAAUAUUUUUGGACACUUUUUCUAUUUUGUGAAAUAAUAAAUACUUUUCUGUAU
Molecule: messenger RNA, 1587 nt
Organism: Limanda limanda (common dab)
Lineage: Eukaryota; Metazoa; Chordata; Actinopteri; Pleuronectiformes; Pleuronectidae
Gene: rfc4
Product: replication factor C (activator 1) 4
Exons: 11
Coding region: 152-1228 (358 amino acids)
Biological process (GO): DNA-templated DNA replication; DNA repair
Cellular component (GO): nucleus; DNA replication factor C complex
Molecular function (GO): ATP binding; DNA clamp loader activity; DNA binding
Source: RefSeq, a predicted model, not a curated record